Messenger RNA from Polychytrium aggregatum, 965 nucleotides. RefSeq lists its product as uncharacterized. The record is from RefSeq and is a predicted model, not a curated record. Lineage: Eukaryota; Fungi; Chytridiomycota; Chytridiomycetes; Polychytriales. The annotation marks the transcript as partial. The transcript has a single exon.
AAUGCAUAACGGCCUGUGUCUAGCGUGCGAACAUCGCUCGGAUGAACACAUGCGCAUUGACUGGGAGCUCAGAUACAAGCCGAACGGAUUGGCGUCGCAGCUUUCAAAACAACUUGAUAUUGAAAAACUGAAUCAAGAUGCUUUGGAAGAGAGGAUCGCCGAUCAGAAACGAGUUGCCGAGGAUCUUGAAGCUGAGCUAUCCACAUUAAAAGCUGCCUUGUCAAGCUUUGGUUCAUAUAUCAGGGAUCACAGUCUGGCGUUCACCAAUCACGCAGUCUUUGAGUAUUUGGAUGAAAUGGAGCGUUCAACCCUGCCUACCUCUCCAAAAAGUGCCUCAAUUGCCGCAAGGGUCCAACUCGCAUUCAGUCGAAUCAGGGAACAAUAUCAAGCUGAAAUGGAUAUCGUGAAGCUGCCGGAUGCUUCAGACGAAAUCAGUCCAGGCGGCGACCUCCCAGAACAGGACUCCGUCGUUAAAUUGGUAGAAGAGCUGAGGAAGCUUCCACUAUCAGGUGGAUACUUUGCGGAGCCAGAACCAAUUUCUGAACGACACAAGCCUUCGACCCAAGAACAGGCCCAAGUGUCCGAUCAAGCUGCGGACGAAAAGCAAGCCGCGGAUUCCAUAUCCAACGACGAAUCUUGGCACAUUUCCACCAGCAUCGUCACAGCAGUCAGAUCGAUCAUGGCCCUAGUCUAUCUCUGGAUCACAGUCGUUGUCGUGAGUGUUGGAAAGGUGGUUGAAGUCUUUCGUCCAAACAAUCAUGGAUCUCAAGAAUGUUGAUUGCGUCGACCUCCCGUGGCUUUGCCGAGCGUGAGUCGAACAAGUCUUGCAUAGAGCGCCAUCUUCAAUGCGUAACACGGCAUUGGAGAAUUAUUAAAUCGAUCGGUAGGGAAGGAUAUGUUGGCAGUCAUUAUUCCUCGUUCUGCGAUCAUGUGGGGGAGGGUAUUUCAGCUGAGUAAUGUCCAAC